Lentinula edodes (shiitake mushroom) is the source of this 1141-nucleotide messenger RNA. RefSeq lists its product as uncharacterized. Bases 233 to 1021 code for a protein of 262 amino acids. The transcript is spliced from 6 exons. The record is from RefSeq and is a predicted model, not a curated record. Lineage: Eukaryota; Fungi; Basidiomycota; Agaricomycetes; Agaricales; Omphalotaceae.
UAAGUAGGAGCCAUGUGAUGACAAAUCGGAUGUUCGGGAUUAAACACCGGUCAUUUCUACUCAACGACGACGACGACGUACUCAACGUUGCAAACGAUAAUCUUAGACAUUCUACUCACUCUUACUCUACAACAGCUGACCUAGCUUUCAUCUGCCUUUGCCUCUUCUUCCUCGAAGUCACCCGCUAUUUUUAUCGCCCAUCUCGCUGGUUUCAUCUGCAAUUUGAACCUUGAUGACCUCGAAUAACAGACGAAAUAAACAUGGAAAAGGUGCCAACAAGGACCCAAAUUCCAAUUUUGGUCGUUCACCAGGUCCUAGCCGGGAGCAGAGCGCCACACCUGGCCCAAAUUCCAGUCCACUUCCUGGUGGAAGCGGAGGAAGAGUAGGUGCAGGAUUAGGACCAGGACCAGGAGAGCAAAUUCAUACAGGAUUUAAUGGUACCGUGCCCAAACACAUCUACGAUUUUAGCAAAGCACUUGCUGGAGAGGUCCGAAUACUCUUGGCUGAAGUUGGUCAAUUGAGGGAUGAGCGGAGGCAACUGCAAUACGAAAUUGCAGAGAUAAUGGCUCUGAAAUCGAAGAAUACUGGGUCGCAGGAAGAGUAUAGAGGAAUGCCUGGUGGCAUGUAUGAUCAUCCCGACGCUUUAGCCUACGCCAUGGCCGGACUCACAUUUCCUCCUCAUCCUCAUGAUCCUCUAGCCCUAACACCAGUGGAUCCGCCACCACCUCAAGAACCUCCAGCCCCAGCAUCACCCGCAUGGAGAACAGUGCACAAACGCGCAGAAAGGAAACCUCGGACGAAAAAAGCUACUGGUAUACCUCAGUCCAUUCCAUCUCCAAGUCAGGUCCCCCCGUUGGAGAUACCUAAACCAAAUGUACCAGCAUGGGCACAGUGGAGACCCAAUCCUCUACUCUCACCGACACCACGACAUGGCUCAUUCUCUGGUGGUGGUGGGCCAGGGCCAGCCACGCCGCCGCCUAGAGCUGGUCUUUUCGGUCCGCCAUCGCCACCGCCAAAGUAAUUCUGCAUACCCAAAGCCUUUACCACCAGCGUUCACCAUCCGGCAUUCCCCCAUGUUUCAUGGGCGUUCGCCACACAUUUACCUCUCUAUUCUAUUUCUUGUCUCAUCUUCGGGGGGUUU